Messenger RNA from Coregonus clupeaformis (lake whitefish), 3162 nucleotides. Its product is annotated as DAZ-associated protein 2. Bases 201 to 704 code for a protein of 167 amino acids. The record is from RefSeq and is a predicted model, not a curated record. The transcript has 4 exons. Lineage: Eukaryota; Metazoa; Chordata; Actinopteri; Salmoniformes; Salmonidae.
CCCAUAUUGAAGGGAGCCUAUAUUACGUAGCUAACUGCAUCCACAUCACAACAAUCAGACAAUUCAGAGAAAAACAAGGAAGUGAACAGUCACGUAACUGUUAUCUCCGUUUUUAGUAUUCAAACGGUCCUGAUAGAAAAAUACAUACAACUUCAGAAUCAUCGUCUUCGACUCAGAAAACCACACACAAAUUCAGGACAAUGAACAACAAAGGUUCCUAUCCCCAGCAAGCUGUGUACCCUCAGCAGAGCAGUGCACCCAUCUACCCCCCUGCUAUGCAAGUGUCUCCCCAGGCACCCCCUUACACAGACGCACCACCUGCAUACUCCGAGAUUUAUCAGCCCAGGUAUGUGCACCCAUCUCAGGCUGGCCAGCUACAGCAAAUGGCCCAGUACCCUGGCACUCAGAUGUACAUGCAACUGCCCCAGUCCAUGGCUGUUGGACCAAUGGGCCACAACGUCCCCAUGGCAUACUACCCCAUGGGAGCCAUGUAUCCCCCUGGCUCCACUGUGCUAGUGGAGGGAGGAUAUGACGCUGGUGCUCGAUUUGGGCAAAGCAACAGUGCUUCCAUCCCGCCCCCACCUCCUGGCCACAUGCCUAAUGCAGCUCAACUGGCCGCCAUGCAGGGUGCCAACGUCAUGAUGACACAGCGCAAGAACAACUUCUUCAUGGGUGGCUCCAAUGGUGGGUACACCAUCUGGUAACCGGCAGCAUUUGCCACAACUUCUCCCCAUACUCCUCUCCCUCAUUCAAAAUGAUGACUCCCUCUCCUGUCCCAUCCGCCAACCCCUUUCGGGCUGCUUGGCCAUGCCACAAUACUGAUAUCACUUAACGGAAUGUAAUACUUUAGAGCCCCGAUAAAAGGUACAGUACUCCACUUUCGAUCCAGAGUCAAAUGUCUUAAUUACGGACUCAUAAUUUGGGCUGCUGAACCGGUUCCCUGACCUUACAAGGAUAGUGCUGCUGUCUUCAGUCAAAACACAUUUAAUAUGUUACUGGUUAUAUUUUCGUUUUGAGUGAAUGACAUCGAUCUAAACUCUUAACUGUCACCAUUUUGUACUUUAUUAUUUAUGUUUUUCAUGUUUAUUUGGACUUGGCCUCAUGUCUUCCUCACAAAGAGUGCUAACGAUCCAAGCAGUGUGUCACAUAUACUAUUUUUGAAUUAUUUUUUUGCUGUUUAAUAUGCCCAUCUAAAAUCAGUUUCUCCGGCCACCGGAUUCAUUUGAAUCAGAUAAAAUAUAGACGUGUGCUGUAGUGUAAUAGAAUACUGGUAUGUUAAACAAGAACCAAAACAAACAAGAAUGGAUUACAAAAUUAUAACCAGAUUCUUACAUGCCAUGGUGGUUUACUGUACCUUCUUGGGCAACUGUAGAUGAACAUAAUCGGGUGCCAAACAGCACCGUGACUUAAAUAAAAGAGAAUUAACUUAAAAUACUUAAGAACGGAAUUCAGUGUGAUUCCAAAUUGAGAUUUGGAUCAUCGAAAGGGUUGGUUGGCUUUACAUUUUUGCAGUUAUAUAUUUUUUUCCCUUAAGUCGGAUACCCAGAGUUGUACAUCAUUCCAGUGUUUGGUUUCGUUAAGUAAAACAGUGGCACCCACCAACCGGUUCUUAAAACACGAAAAAGCACUGACAAGUAAGCUAGAAUCACCUACUAAGAUCAGUGUGUUAUAGGAGUUUAACACUUUACUUUAACCCUUCGUUAUAAGGGCUGCAGUGUUAUGAAGUUUAAAAUAUAACCAGUUUGUUUCUUGUCCAUCUCUCGGGCUCAUCUUCAAGUGAUUUGUUUGAAUCAAUUACUAGUUACUUACUUUGUAAGUAUAACCAAGGAGCUGGUUGUACCAAAGAUAUGGUCUAGAUUGCACUACUAAAUGUUUGGUUGUGACUUAAUUAUAGUUCAAAUAUGGCACAUUUUAAAAAGGCAAACAUAUCAAACAGUGAUGAGUUUGAUGGUACUUAAGACAUUCGAUCUGCCAUUUGUUGCUGUAUUUUGUAAUGGGGUGCUUAAAUGUUGUUUAAUGUAAUUGUGACUAGGUGGUUCUGCAUGCCUUUUUGCAUUUUUGCUCUGUACAACUGAUUUUUGUGAAGAUGUAUCAUUGCUAAUUUUUAUAGAAAUACCACAAUUUAUGUGCACUUCUGGAAUUGAUAGAUUUUGCUACUUGUUUUGAGUACAAAUGCCAAUAACCUGCAAAUACAGCGCUAGGCAACUCUUUCCUGUGCAACUUAUUUAAGGAAUUAAUUUCAUUGAAAUGUACUUUCACUCCAAAAGGGUGAGGUUCAUAAAUGUUUUAGGACGGCAGCAAAUCACUUGCAUAUGGUUCCCCUUGCCCGAUUUGUUUAUUGUAGUGUUAAGCCACAUUAUUUAUGAAUAAAUAUGCAUUGCAUCAGUCGAGCUUACACAACUGUUUAUUUUCCAAUACACUUAUGUGCGCUGCUAAUUAAACUACCUUAUAACCUUAAGUAAUAAAUAUCUAACACUAGGUUUGAUCCAGUUUGUGAGAACGCCUGGAUUCAAGAAUUAGAUAUUUUGGUUUAAACAUUGUGCAAUUUAUUUUUCCUUAUGUAAUGCAACUCAUGUCUUGUAUGUUCUGAUAGAAAGUCAUGUCACUGGGUAUCCGACUUAGCCUAGAUUUGAUAGUUGUGGCCCUCAUGAAAACAGAAGUAGUCCUCACUGAAAUGUGAAUUCCAGGUUACUUUGGUCAGUUGACCAGCUGUCUGGAAACCUGUUAGCGUAGCAUGCAACCUGUUUGCACAUAAUGUAUUAUCAGACUGCAUCUGCUCUUGGUUAUACUGAUCACAUGACUAGCUACCAUUCCAAACAUGGUUGUCAUGUCACUCAUUUUGCACAGCUGUAAAUGUGUAUCCCAUUCCUAAACACAUGCUGAUGCUUCAUACUGUUGAAAAAGGGGUCACAGCUUUCAAAAUGUGAAGAAAAAAAAAACCUCAUACAAUUGUUUUGUUUCUUUCUGUCCCAGACCCGACUAUCAUGUUUGUAACGCAGCAACAAUGUACAUAUGAUGUACCGUAAUGCUUACCAGUAGAUGCCAUGCCAACCACAGCCAGUGUGGAGUAAAAGUUUCUGUUGAAGGAUUUAUGGACAUUUAUAGUUCAGGGAUUCUCUAACAUUUUUAUAAUAUGGAUAUGUAUUAAAGUGAUUUGAUGGA